Messenger RNA from Porites lobata, 14304 nucleotides. NCBI's taxonomy places the organism in Eukaryota, Metazoa, Cnidaria, Anthozoa, Scleractinia, Poritidae. The record is from the annotation of a GenBank genome assembly.
AACGCCGUUCGUCUUAAUCAACAACUCAAAUUACCAGAAAAAAGCUUGGUUUUGCUAAGAUCUCACUGAACUUUGAAGAACGCACUGCCGCCAGACGAAUACUGGGAGCUAAUUCGUGCUACAACCGAGGUAAUUUCUAAAUUUUGUCAUUCAACUUUCUUCUGUCUUCACGCUUCAUAGUUUUGCGACAAAUCAAAUAAUAUUCGAGCAUCCAAAAUCUCAGUGAUCUGCAGACAUAUCAGCGAGAAGGUAAAAUUAUAGCGAGUCGCAGGAUGCUGGUUCAUUUCUUGUGUAACGAUGUUUAUUAUCAUUCGCUUUACUUCUUCUUUAUUCAACCGAUCGCGAAGAACGCUGAUUUGAACUGCAUAUAAUCCAUUACCUGACGAAUCUUGUGUAAUGAAAUUUGGUAUGAAUUGGAAACAGUCUUGUUCUUGUAAUUUUCAAACCUUGAAUUCAAGUGCGCCAAUAACUAAGUUUUAAUAUCUCGAUCCACGCGAUUCAGGCCAUAAGCAGCUCUUCUAUAUUCAGGCGGCCCGUUGACUCCUACAGAGUCAAUCGCGAAGGGAAGUGCAAAAUAUACGUUCAGCAGAGCAUUACUUGGUGUGUAUAUAUAAACAAAUUUCUUCAACGAUUCAACACUUCGCCAAAGGACAUUUGCUUUAAAUUCUGUUAUAGUAUUUUAAAGUUAAUUAAAAAUACAAAGUGCUAGCGUAGCCUUUUCGCUUUCGCUUGUUCGGAAAAGGCCAGAUGUUCUGCUCGCAAAGUGGGAAAAAUUUAUUACAGAUUCACUCCACUGCAUAACAAGCAAAUAAUGAAAUGAAAUAAACUAACACUACUUCAACAAACAAAAACAAACAAAAAAAAAAACAAAAAAAACAAAACAAAAAAAAACAAAAAAAAGUUGUGGAGAAGGAGACAACCAAAAGCACCAAUGCGCCAUACUAGGGACGCCCCCACUAAUUAACAUAUAAGAAAAAUAUAUACAAAUAGAAAUAUAAAUGUUCUAGUUAUCCUUAAUAAAGCUUAACACAUUUCUUUUAAAAGUUGCAAUACUGUUUGAUUCUCUAAUAUGAUUGGGUAAACCAUUCCAUUCAUCUACAACACGGUUAAAAAAACUGUAUUUAAAACCGUCAGUUCUACUAAAAUUUGGAACAAGGUCCUGUGUGUCAUUUUCCUCAAGUUAUAACCUGUAUUUCUGUCCUUACAAAAUAUGAGCUUAUUUGAAAUGUCAAUAUCAUAAUGUCCAUUAAUUACAUUAAAAAAAAUGUAACAUCUCUAGUGAACCUCCUAUUAGAUAAUGACAACAAUUUUAGCUUAGAUAGUCUAGUAUCAUAAUCAUCAUCAGACCUAGUGAUCCAUCUGGUAGCUCUUCGCUGAACAGCCUCCAGUUUAUCAAUGUUACGUUUAGUAUGAGGGUUCCAAGUUUCGCAUGAAUAUUCUAGUAAAGGUCUCACAAGACUACAAUAAAGUCUGUUCAUGGUAUCAAUAUCCUUUAAGUCCCUACAAGUCCUCUUAACCAACCCUAAAACCCUAUUAGCCUUAGCAGUUAUUUUAUCUACGUGUUGGUUCCAUGAAAGAUUACUAGUAGUAAAUAAUCCUAAAUCUUUAUACAUAUCAACACUUUCCAAAGGUUGACCUUCAAUAUUAUACUCCCCAACUAAUGGUGACUUUUUCCUGGUUAUUCGCAUGAUCUUACAUUUCUUGGUAUUAAUUCUCAUCUUAUUCAUCUUACACCAAUCUGAAAUUUUGUCUAUGUCACUUUGAAAAGUAGACAGAUCUUCUUGAGUACUAAUAACCCUAUACAUUUUACUGUCAUCAGCAUACAGAGCAAUUGAACUGUCCUUACUAAUUACCCCCGGUAAAUCGUUGAUGUAGACUAUGAAGAAUAAUGGUCCCAACAAAGAACCUUGUGGGACACCAGAGGUUACGGUUAACCAGUCAGAAGCCUCUCCUUUCACUACAACACGCUGUUGACGUUCUGUUAAAUAAUCUCUACACCAAUUUAGCAAGUUUCCAUGGACACCAUAUUUGUAAAGUUUGGUUAAUAGAAUAUUAUGACAGACAAGGUCAAAAGCCUUUGAAAAGUCUAUAAAUACUACGUCAACUUGACCUCUCUUGUCCAAGACUUUGAACCAAUCAUGAUGUACUAAGAGUAGUUGAGUAGUGCAGGAACGACCAGUGAGGAACCCGUGAUGAGAAUCAUGUAUGAAUGCAAUAACUUGAUCAUAAAUAGCAUUGUACACAAUUCUCUCCUGGCAUUUCCCAGAGAUAGUUACAGUCAAACCAGGUCAAGCGUUCCCGUCGCUAACGAACUAAUGAAUUCAUUCACGGAAAAAUGAUUUCGUUUGUUGAUUCAAUAAUCCAUUCAUAAAAUGAAAAAUCCAAUAGUCAUAUUUAGCCUCGAUUCCAUAAUCGAAUGUUGAUUCGAUUACUGUUUUUUGAAAAAUUACACUUUCCACAAGUUGACCUCAGAAUUUUGUUUUUUGCUCUUUUUUUUCGGAGAGUCGAGUGCAGGCGAGUUCUGAAGUUCAAACCCAAACAUUGCGGCCAAUAAUCAGUGCAACAGACCUAGGCCUGACCUCUUAGAAAACACGACGGUCAAACUGAGGUCAGUGUAUGUGCGGUGAUUGGUGGAUUUCGAUCCUCGGCCUUUGUCAGUUUCUUUGCGUUUGCGGUCUGUCUAUUCUAGCUGUUAUUUUGAUUAAAGGCAAUGAAAAACGCAAUCGUAAACGGCAGGAAAAGGGAAGCAAAUACGAUUGAACACAACAGACAAGAAUAAAGAACAGGUAGAUUUUGUUCAUAAACCAAAUCAACAUUUGAUUAUUGAAUCGAGGUACAAUUUGACCGUUGGAUUAUUCAUUUUAUGAAUGGAUUAUUGAAUCAACAAACGAAAUCAUUUUUCCAUUAAUGAAUUCAUUAGUUUGUUAGCGACGGGAACGCUUGACCUGGUUUGACUGUAAGAGUGAAAUGCCUCUAUAAUUUUCUACUGGCUCUCGAUCACCAUCCUUAUGAAUGGGUGUAAUAUUAGCUGAUUUCCAUAAUUUAGGUAGGCGUCCCUGUUUGAACGAUAAAUUGAAGAGCAUACUCAGAGGAACUGCAUAUGUGUCAGCAAUCUCUUUAAGUAAACGAGCAGGUAUUUUAUCAACUCCACAAGACUUAUUAGCAUUAAGACAGCUAAGUAGCUUUUGAACUUCCUUAGUGUCACAUGUCACUUGGUUGGUAACUACCUCAAAACUUGGAUCUUGUAAGUCAGUUAGUAUUAGAUCCGGUACCCCAGUACUCUGUUUACAAAAAACUGAAUGAAAGUGAAUAUUAAAUAAGGUAGCUUGCUCAUGAGGUUUUAUCGCAGAUCUUCUGUUGUAGGUGUUUACAUCAGGAAGCCGUUUUGAUUUCGACUUAAUUGAGUGGUAACUCCAAAAUCGUUUUGGGUUUACCUUCAGCUGACUCGACAGAUGCUCUAGAUAUCUCUUAUACUCAGAUCUUACUAACUGCUUGACGGAUCUCCGUAACUCUUUAAACUUUCGGCUAAGGACUUCUGAUGGAUGAGCCUUUAGUUUUCUCCAUAACCUUUUUUUCUUUUGAUCUUAUUGAGAAUUUCCUUGGUAAUCCAUGGAGGAUUAGUUUUCUUUUUCACAGUAAAGGUUGGAAUGCACAUAUCAGCAGCAGCUAGUAACAAGUCAUUGACUCUUUCAGUACAGAUGUCCACAUCCUCUUCCAAGAAGAGGGUUUAGUGUGAAUGUAUCCAAAGAUUUCGAUAUGGAUUGCAUCGAACAGCUCUGAAAUACCACGUGUGCAGUGACGGCAGUCUGUCACGAGGGCCGUUGUCUUAUGGACGCUGAGAGCGGCGUAAUCAUUAGUGAUUAACCAUUUCACCCCUAGAAUGAAUAAUGGCAUCGUGGUUCUAAUUUCUGAGUCUGUGGGCGAAAUCCUGUGGAGUGACCAUUCAAAUAAAAGCUACUGAGCGUCACUUUCCAGUGAUGCUGUUUGUUACAGUGUUCAAGCUAGUUCUAACCGUUAGUCUGAGGACGAAAUCCUGCGGUGUGACCUUUCAAAUAAAAGCUACUCAGCAGGCCCCAGUUGUUCAAAAGUUGGAUAGCGCUUAAUGCAACGGAUAAGUGUUAGGAAAACCAAUUGCGCUAUCCAGUGGAUAGCGUUAUCCACCUUUUGAACAACUGGGGCCAGUACUUUCAAAUGGUGCUAUUUGCUUUUCAGCAUUUUACAAAAUGGAAGUUGGAAAUUUUGUCGAAUUUUAUUUCCUUUCCAUUUGUGGGAGUAAAAGGAUUAAAGGGACAUGACGAGAAUUUAAGCCCCAUGUAAGGGAAUCCAUGUAACGGAAUCCAUAUAAGGUAAUCCAUGUAAGGGAAUCCAAGACAAUCUUGGAUUCUGGAUUCCACGCUGUGGAUUCCGGAAUUCCAGAUACCACUGGAUUCUUGUUAUGGAUACUUUGGCAGUGGAAUUCGGAUUCCAGAAUCCAAUCGUUAUUGGGAUUCCGGAUUCCUUGCUCCUUCCGGAUUGAAAAGCCCAGGAUUCCGAAAUCCGGAUUUCCUUACAUUGCACGAAAGGCGUGAGGAGGCCAUCAUCAGUGAUUUAUCAGCGAACAAACUUUCUGGCCGAGCAUUUCUUUCCUAUCGGUCGUUUUAACUGAUAUUGUUAAGACGAGUUUGCAUGUAUCACCCAUUAUAGCAGUUGAUUAUAGUAACUUCAAUAAUCUGAAAAAUUGCUUGAUCCUUUACAAUCCUUCUUUGUAGGGUUCCUGAUCAGAAUGUCUCGGUUGAAGUAAACCAUAUGGCAUCAUCCUCCAAAACAAGAGUGGUAACACUGGCAUCAGAAUGGGGAUCAAAGUAUGGAGGGAUGUCAACUUUAAUUAGAGAGUUAGCGAUACAAUUGGCAAAACAUCCUGGUUUGCAGGUGUUUAUGUUUCUUCCGCGAUGCAGCGAGGAAGAUAGGGACGCGGCUCGACGCUGUAACAUUACUCUGGUUCAGGCAAAGAGAUUGCCUGGUUAUGAUGAAGAAAUAGAAUGGCUUUGCUCGCCGCCAGAAGACCUACAAAUUGAUUUCAUUAUUGGACAUGGCGUGAAGCUCGGUCGUCAAGCCCAGUUCAUAAGGGAACGUCGUCUUUGUAAGUGGAUACAGUUCGUGCACACGGACCCAGAGGAGGUUGGAAUGUUGAAAGAAUUCAAUAAUGCCAUUCCAAAGGGUGUAAAGAAGCGUAUGCACGAAGUAGAACUCUGUGUCAUGGCUGAUUUUGUUGUGACGGUUGGGCCAAAGCUGGAAGAUGCAUAUAGGUGUUACCUUCGCUUUUGUCAGAAAGACCAAGCUUUAUUUGUCCUUACACCUGGCAUUUUCAAGGAAUUUUCCGAUGUGAUGCAUGGCACUCGAGACGAAAAUAAGUGUAUAGUUUUGGCUUUCGGACGCAGCGAUAGAGAGGAUUUUUCUCUGAAGGGUUACGAUAUCGCAGCUGAAGCUGUAGCUAAGCUAAAUAACGCCCAGCUGAUUUUUGUUGGCGCAUACGACAGUGAAGAAGUUGACGUUGCAAACAAUUUAAAGAGUUGCGAUAUCCCUCCCAGUCGUCUGAGAGUGCGACCGUUUAUCGAAGACCGGGAACAUUUGAAACGGGUCUUUUCCGAAGCAGACAUAGCCAUCAUGCCAUCCAGAACAGAGGGUUACGGACUUGCUGCUUUGGAAGCCCUCUCAGCUGGGCUGCCUGUUCUUGUUAGUGCCAAUUCGGGAUUUGGGGAAGCCCUAAAGAAAGUCCCUUUCGGCUCAGGCAGUGUCAUCCAUUCUGAAGAACCUGGUGAGUGGGCUAAAGAGAUCAAGAAGGUUUGGGCAAAAGAUAGAGCUACUCGCCUUCAAGAAUCGAAAACACUCCUCCAGAAUUACACGAGCGCUUACAACUGGGAGGACCAAAUAAGAGAUCUUGUCCACAGGAUAACAAACAUUGGUAGUAGUAAGUAUGAAUUCCAUUUUUACCCUACUUUCUCUCUGCAAAGUAUAUUUAACAAUUAUUCCUCGAGCCCAAAUGGGCUCUAAGUCAAUAGCCCACUAUGAUGAGGGCGAGAGGAAUAAUUGUUUUAGUAAAAUCCAACUAGUUGGUCAAAAAUAUCGAGAAUGAAAAAAAUUUAGCUAGUUAAAGCUCGACUUUAAUCCUUUUUUGCCGCCAAAAAGCCGACUCUUUUCGCUACUAGUGGGCUAUAACGUAUAGCCUAGUAGUAGUCCAGCCAGUCAGAACGCAGCGUUGAUAAUACACCAUUAGGCGGAUUUUACUAAUAAGUCUUACACCUCAUGGGACAGUAAUAGGACAAUUCCAUACGCAAAUAGUUUUAAACAUCAAUUAUAAUUCAGUUAUUUUUUUUCUGAGGGGAUUCUUGGUUUUGAUGUUUUGUUCUUCAAUAAAUUAUUAGGUAUUUAUGAAGACGGCAGUUUAACAAGACAUGUUUUGAACCUAUGUGCUGUAAAAGCAGUUGGCGAACAGACAUUUAAUUAAACCUAGGAUUGUUGAGGUCAUAUGUUACUUCUAUAUCAUUUUAAGAGGUAUAUAGAUCUGAAACCGUGCAGAAUUCUUUUAGCAACUUCGAAAAAACAAGAACAAAGACAUCCGGUAUAGGAACACAACAAAAUGUCUAGAAUGUUCGACUUUUUAUUCCGAUACCUCAUCUCUUGUGAGGUUUUUCUGAGUGUGAUAUCUUUAUUUUUUAUUGUUGGACCAGUUUUAAAGUUGAAGAGACCAUCCAACUCUGAUCCAGAGGAUCCUUGCCAUUCCUGGUUAGCGCCUAAUGCAGGUAAAGUUGUCUUACUCUUUAUCCGUUCUCGUAUAGGCUUUGAUAAAUUGUGCUAGGAUAAUUUUUGGCAUAAUUCGUCAUUGCGCGAAUAAUUUUGUACUCCUUUCCGCACAAAGCACUAUGGGCAUAAUUUUUACUUUUGGCCAGCCUUUUUAAAAUUGAUAUUGUUGCGUUCGACGAGGGAGAACGCUGACUAUUCGUGUACCGUACACUAGCUAGUAACCGUUCUGUAUGCCAUGCGAUUUCACGGUUUGGACGCCACCUUGGACCAACACUGCGGCAAAACGUCUACGCAUGCGCCAGGUUGAGCAUUUCCGGUCUCUUUUUCAGGCACACUUUCCAGUCAGAUCAAAGUCUCCCGCGCGCUUUCGGCUUCAUUCUGUGUGCAGCUUGCGGUUCAGUUGUUCUGCUUCAUGCUGCUCGUGUUUUUGACUAUUUUGUGGUUAUUGAAAUUGCUUUUAUGGAUAACAACCAGGCACAGAUCACUGAAACAGUCAGUCGAUUAGAUUCAGAAAAGGUAAGAUGAUAAUGACUUAGUGUGUAAUUUUGGCUAGAGCGUCAGGUAAACUGAUUUUCAUUCACGAAAACAAAAUUUUUUACUGUUAUUUUUCACUUAACCUGGCUGAAACUAAGACAUAAAAAGUUAUCAUUGCAAGUUGGUGUAUUGUAGUUCUAAUUUUCAGUUAACGUUCUUCAGUUUCUCAGUCUUCAUGUCUUAAAGCCGAUUCGAGCUUUAUUUGGAAAACGAUAACACACAAUCGCUUUUUAGUUUUAUUUACCAGUGAGUUUUAACCGUGUUUUGAAACGAAACUCUUCUGAGUUGAUUGCCAUGAAACAUAAGCGUAAUUAUAUUGUUGAGGUUGGCAGCAAGGUGACAACUCUAUUAAUUUUUUUCAUUCUCAGAAUCAGAGAGCGAAAGCUGGUUCGAUGGCUUUUAGAAGUCGAACUUUUCAUGCCAUGUAUUUAGCAGCUGGAAGUUUCGUGUUUGCGUGAAACGCAGCCGAGCCCCACAGUCUGAAAUUAUUGAAGUGUUCAACCAAAGAACAACCAUGUAAAAGAAUUAAAUAGGCAUUUUCUUGAAUGAAAGUCAUUAAUAGGCAUGUUUAGUUUCACAGCACUGAAAACUCACUGUGUUCGUGACUGCAGUCAUCAAAGUCGAAGUUGUUAUUAAAUCCCGCCCAUCUUGUUUUGAGUUCUUGUUUUCUCCGAUAAUAAAAAAAUUAUUAAACAGACUAAAAUUUUAUUUCCUGGUUUUAGUGUUAAUGAUAAUGAUGACUUCUUUAUUUUGGUUUCUUUCAUAAGUAUUGUUAUUCUUUUCUUAGUUGUCGCCUUCUCCCAAAUUAACUUAUGCCAGAAAGCCAGUAAAAACAAAUUCGUCAUGUCGAGCGCUCGCGACCUGCAAACUUCAAACAUCAUUUUCACCGUUGGUGUAAACAGAUAACCAUGUGGUGCAAAAGUUUGACGCUAGAAAAAUAUAUAAGCUUUCGAAUGAAGUGAUUUUUUCCCCCCCUUUUUUGUCUGUUUCUCCCUUUUUGCUUUUAAACUUGGUGCGACGGCAAUGUUAUGCUUACGCAAUUGGGUUAUAUACUAGACCGGAAAUAAAAAGCUGACCGGAUGUCAAAUUUUGUGCUCAUGCGCAUUGCGUUUUGCCGCGGUGUUCCUUGGACCGGCCUGGCACACUUUGCUUCGAUCUCAUGUAUUCAGUUUUUCUCGCCCGGGAGCUGGUAUCUAUUUUGUGACACUCGUUCACAGAUGAAAGGUUGGCGAUUUUCUGUUUACCGCAGGUUUGUUUUUGUUUUUCUCGCAGUUUUCAAUUAUUAUUUUUUUUAUCAUAGAAAAAUUUCCAUUCUAAGAUAAUCGGAUAUGUAGAUAUACCUGGAUUUUUGAAAACCAGGUUAGCAAAAAUAUCAACUCAUUUGACUAAUUGGCAAAUUUAAAACAACAAAACUCAUUCAAAGGCCGAUUAAAAGCCUUUAUAUGACGCCGGGCAGUACGUUAAUGGUCCGUAGAAGCAUUCCAACGAGUCCUAAUUUAAAAUGACGCAAAUUUUAGAACAUUUAUUCAGUAAACUUACUUCGCGAAGUUUCAAACCGGUGUCAUUUCAGUCUAGAAAAUUUUUAAGUUGAGUGAGCUGAAGCGAAAGGGUGCCUGGUUAAUACAUAACAACUUAAAUAGUUAGCAAAUCACUACUUUUUUCGCGGUCCGAUAAACAACAGGAUUCCGCAUGGAAUAGACAACAAAUUGAAUGAAACAUAGUGCACAAAUUAUCACCAGCUUUAGGCGCCCGCUGAUUUCAAACUGAUAACUGUCACUUGUGUUAAAGAAAAUUGUGGGUAGGGAAAAAAAUAGGGGGGCGGGGAGGGGGGAGGGGGGUAAGAUAGUAAUUCUGCCUACAUCACUUCUACACAACUCCCUCACCACAAGACAAGCCAAAAAAAUGGGACAUAAGCAAACAACACAAUAAACAAGAUAUUAGACAGGGGAAGUUGAGAAAAGUUACAAAAUGUUUGCUAACCCGGUUUUCAUAACUCCAGGUAGAGACAUUAUGUUAACAAUGUGUUUUGCACACUGUAUUUGUUUUUAUGGAUUCAAGCAAGAUCAGCUUAGAUCGACCAUAUUUGAUUCUAUUACAAAUUAUAUCUUUUCGCUUUUAAAAGCUAUUUACAGCGUUGUAUUUCCUUUUGUUUCCCACCAUUUUUGAAAAAUACACAAGAAGUUGAACAGUGAAACAUUGACCCUCACAUCCUACUAAUUCCGGGUGCGUUGUAUUUUGAAAACAGUGCUUAGUAGGUGAGUCGUGUUAGCCUCGUGUCACACAACAAGGCAAGUGAUACGUGACGCUUAAACUUUUCAGAUGACUUUAAUUUUCUGUAUAACAAUUUUUAGCCAAUUUUAUUGAUCAUCCUAUAGUGCAAAAGAAUAUCCUGAGGUUCAUAGUCAGUGUUUGAGCUUUUCUUACUUACAUGUACUUUACUUAGAGGUUAAGCCAAGUAAAUGUAAAAGCAUUUUUGAGGAAUAGUAACGAAUUAUAAAGUGGGAGGACAAACAAUAACACUGUUAAAGACAGCUGCUGAUAUUCAUAUUGAUAAAAGUGUUUGAACUUGAUUUCUCGAUAUUACAAGCCCAUCAGGUUUUGCACCCCCUUCCCCCUACCACUCACUACCUACCACCCUCCCCCUCCCCAUCGAACGCACUCCCCCAAUUUUUAAUUAUUACUAAUUACUUAAAAGUAAUAAAAACAUUCUUUUUGCCUUGUUAUUGUCACAUUCAGCACAUGCAUGCGACCUUGGUUCCACAGUAAGUGACCCUGGACUCUUUCCAGAGGACUCAACGCAUGCGCAUAACUAGCUAGGCUACCCAAGAUGGGAUCCGCGAUUUUACUCAGUCGUUGUCAGACAGUUUUGUUUUAGUAGUUUCCCUUUCUGUCACUGAAAAUACUUUGCAAGACAGUGAUAGCCGGGACAUCUAUUAUGAAUAAUGCACUAGUAAAGUUUCUUGUUGUAAAUAGGGUAAAUGUGUUUGCCAGUUACGGGUUUAUUGCAUAGGUAUUUACCAAAUUUAAAGAAAAAAUAGAAGCCCAACUUCUGCUUGUUUUGCUAAAAUGACCAUUUAUUUAAUCACUUCCACCAUAUGGUGCGGAACACACAACAGAGCGAGGCUCCUGUUAAAGUGUGUCCUUGCAGAUAACCCACCCACCCCAGGUCUAUGUCCCCUACUCUUUUCGAACAGUGGUGUGGGUUCUUUUACGGUCCACAAGAACCGGAUAAGUGAAAGUGAUGUGAGACGGGACCUAAGGUUUUUCGUCCUUAUCCGAAAAGACUAGAAAGUCUAACCGUUUUUAGUUGUCAUUGCAAAGGCAACACUUUCUCCCCAGUUAUUUUAAAGACCCUGACUUUUGGUCAGGCCGGGGUUUGAACCCGCGACCUCUCGCUUAGCAGACCGGCGCUCUCCCAACUGAGCUAACCAGGCAUAAUUAGUUGGCAUAAUUUUAGAAACAUAUCAGCAGUGCGUGCAGCAUAUUAUGCUACUUUUGCACGAGUGCAGUCUAGCAAGCCUAAUACAAUCUCGUAGGCGCAUGUCGCUACGCCAUGUCCCUGUUGCCGUUCUUAUAAAGCAACUGGAGAUCAGACAGAAGCAACGUCGAUUUUGUUUUAACCAUUGGACAAAAUAUAUAUUAGACAAUAUAUAUAUGUUGUCUGGGACUCAGAUAUUUUCUUUGUCCCACGCUCGUGACAUGCUGAUCAUUUCGUUUUCACAUUUGUUUCACCGAGCUUAAAAUUUACCACAAUCUUUCAUUCUUUCACCAUACAGUGCGACAUCGACAUUGCUGAUCCUAGCAGUAUACAGGAAGCGUGUCAAAAAUUAACCUUGUAUAAGGCCUCGCUGUCCACGAGUUCUCCGUAGCUCAAGUGGAUAGAGCGCCCGCCCGGUGUUUGGGAGGUCAUAGGUUCGAAUCCUGUCGGGGACUCAGACUUUUUUCUCUGUCACACGCUCUUGACAUGUUGAUCAUUUCGUUUUCGCAACAGAUAUAUUACUUUGCGUCAGAACCCAAAUGCUAGGUAGUUUAUAAAACCUGAAAGAAAUAAUGUAGCUUGCAACCUGACAUGGACUUUCAGAUCAAUUAAAGUCGAGCCAUUUGUACAUUUAACUAAUGGCUCUCAUUGAAAAUGAAGGUGACUUUCGGCGCCUAUGACUGUAGAAGAGGUUGCUCAGAUGAUCGCUAUCCAGCAACCUGUAAACGUAACAUGUUAUUACUAUUAUUUGUGUAGAAUCAUCAGCUCCAAAGUUGAAAAAAGUUUCAACCAUCACUCAGCUUCCUAGUGGACAACCCAGGAGUACGACUGCACGUGAUGUAGGUAGGUUAUUGACAGCUUUAUAAAUUAAUAUAUGUAUUUGUUCUCUAAAAAGCCAUUUUUGUGAUUUUUGAUCACAUCUUUAUUGUGUGAACGCAAAAGAGAUAUUGUCUUAGGCAACCUAAUUCUUGUUCACCCGAGCAAUUUAAUUUUGUGAUUCUAGAAGUAACUUAUAUCAGCCAGUGUAGAGGCCCUGCCAGGGGGGGCUCCCAUGUCGCUCGUCUGAAUUUUAAAACGUCUCGUGUCGGUGUUUAGUGAUGCUUCACGUCGCUGUCGGAAAUUGAACGAAAAUUCUUUGUCUUUGUCGGAAUUUUAGAAAAGGGGGAUGGCGAUGCGUUGUAAAGAAACCAUUACAGUUGUGCAAUUUCUCAGUUAACCUUUCGCGUAUAGAACACCGUCCUAUACAUCGCCAUUCACAAUUAAGGGUGUGUUCCUUUCGGUGAAUCCAAAAACGUAUUUUCGAUCUCAAAACGGGUUUCGCGUUCCUUUCGGCAAAUCCAAAUUCGGAUUUUUGAUCUGGUGAAUCCUUUUUGAAAAAGGGUUCACAUUGGAUUUGAAAUCCGAAGAAUCCGAAUCCAGAUUAACGGAUCAGUGAUUGCUGUUGCAUUCACAGUGGAGUCGAAAUUAGUCAGAUGAUCCAGCUGUAUUUUCAGUUGAAGUAUUCCCGUAUAGUUUCCUAAUCGCUGCCAUUUGCCGUAGAACAUCUGAAAACACUAAAAGAUUGUUCAUAGUAGUACAGUAAAAUAUCCAUGUGCUGGCCAUUUUUCGCUAAAGAUUGCUUAAAAACACAAAUAAGUAAAAGGGACGAAUAACUGCUAUCUUUCUACAAACUCGCUUGUGGACGCGAUAGGCACUGGAUCGUGUUACAUAAAAAAACCGACCUACGAAACAGGAUCAAACCAGCCGACAACCUUUUAGAUAAUUUUCAACGUUAACGCGCUCCUUUCUUGAUCUGUUUAUAUUCCAUCGUCGUUAUUCGAACUGCCGACCACAAAAUUCUGCACGGUAUAAUCGCAUAAUUUGUCAAACAGUAGAAAACAUGUCAUUUCUUGAGAGGCUCAGGCUGUCAUGCAUAUUGCACGCGUUUGCGAAAGGUUACCAAGGUCACAAAUCCAAUUUCGGAUUUCACGUUCCUUUCGAAAUCCAGCAAAUCUCGGACCAGAAAUCCGUUUUUGGAUUCGCUUAAAGGAACACUGUCAACACACCCUAAGUGAUCCACGUUCAACAUUUUAAGACUAGCUGACCUGAUAAAUCGUACGUGAAGGCCGGUUAGCGGUGGUCUACUCUGUGAGAGCGGUUGGAAGGUCGGUGGUUAAGUUACCUGUUCCCUGGUAUCUCCACCGUCGUCACCGUCCGACAGAGGUCGUCAAGGAUGUGAGAAGUUCAGGAACAAGCAAAGUCUUCACCAUUUUUACACAGACCAUAAUACACCUUGUUUAUCCCCCAAAACUUUGCAUAACCAUUGUUUUCGAUUUCUCUUGGGACGACUGUAAUACCCUGGAGAAUUUGGAAACAAUGGUUAUGCAAAAUUCUGAGGGGGAAAACAAGGUGAAUUAUGGUCUAUAUGAAAGUAGUGAUUACCAGAGAUGAAAAGCGUGCGUAAAAUUAAGCUAUUUGACGGACAACCUGGUUUUUGUGCUGGGUUGCGUAAAUAAAGACUACGCGACGGGCCAACGCGACGCGCUAAGGAGGGUCCACUUACGAGAGACAAUCUCUGAAGCGCAAGGAAAAUUGACGAAAAUUACUUCUUCUUGGCAUUCAGACUGGUGAUAAAUUAGCCAAACCACCGUUCUUUGUCGCAUAUUCUCGGCUUUGCUGUCACUGUUGCAAUUUGGCCGAAGGAGGUUGUCGCUUGUCGCGAUUUCAUUUUAGGCUUUGUCGCUACUUUUUGGGUCAUGUCGCUUGUCGGAAUUUACCCUGGCAGGGCCUCAGUGUAAACCAAGGGUAGAGGGAUAUCCACUGAUCAGUGUUACAUAAUUGUAUCGCGGGCUCAGGUAUACAAAUCAUUGAGGUGACGCAUUUUUUGUUCACUGACUAUUUUUUGGUUUUCAAUUGAUCGCGGAUCAGGUCCAAUUUUUAAGGUGGAAUUCAGUUUGCUUUCAACUUACGGAAAAAUUGAAUUACUUGAGAAAGACAUUUCAUAAAAGAUCCCUCGAAAGCUUCGCUUUUAGCCUCAGCUAAAUCUGUAUAUUAAUUUGUAAUUCUUUGAUUUAUAUAUCGAGAUGUUCCAUUUACCUUUAUUUUUACAGUGAAGGCUGGCUGCCCUCGAGAUGACGAGUUAGAAGAACUUUCGACCUUGCUUGCCGACAACUGGGAUAGGUUAGGACGUCGACUGGGGUUUUCUCAAGCAGGAAUUAUUGCAUUUCACAAAGAAAAUGAGAGACUGUCCGAUAAAGGGUAUGCAAUGCUGAUAAAGUGGAAAGAGAGAGAAGGCUCCGAUGGUACCUACAAGGUUUUAUACAAUGCCUUGUGCCACAAAUUAGUAAGAUGUAAACUUAUCGCGGAAAAAAUCUGCUGUGUUCAAAACGGCUGACUUCCCUGUAGCUUAUCUACAGGAAAAGAUUUUCUUGUGAAUAACGUGUAUCACCUUUUUCUUAGAUGUAACAUUGGUUCUCACGAAUGUCGGUCCACUCGCCGUAAUGCAGCUAUCAAAGGUCGUUAAGUUGGCUGGG